Cylicocyclus nassatus is the source of this 2581-nucleotide messenger RNA. The record is from the annotation of a GenBank genome assembly. Lineage: Eukaryota; Metazoa; Nematoda; Chromadorea; Rhabditida; Strongylidae.
GGGCUGGCUCUUCUACCUCUCGAUUCCUGUGUUAUUUGUGCAACUCUGCUUCUCUUGCUCUCACCUCCGCGUUUCGAAAAUCGACAUGCGCCCGUUGUCUCCAGCACCGCCCACAUUUCAGGCAAUGUCGCGUCGUGAGCGCAAGCGGAGAGGUCGUUGGGAAACGUACAACUCCGAAUUCAAUUCGGAAGAAGGUUUCUCCAACAGCUCUGUUGAUAAGCAAGUGGAGAAGGAGGCAGCAGCACCCGUCCCAAAGGCUGCUUCCCAUAAUUUGAAUGGUGAGAAUGUUGCGGUGAUAACGGAUGAAUUCGGUGGCAAGGACUACCGUUCAGAAAUGCCGCUGAAGCCUGACCACGCCUCAAGGCCGCUAUGGGUCGCUCCAGAUGGGCAUAUUUUUCUAGAAUCGUUCAGUCCAGUUUAUAAGCAUGCACGAGAUUUUUUGAUCGCGAUAUCAGAGCCAGUAUGUCGACCGGAGCACAUUCAUGAAUACCAACUUACGGCAUACUCUUUGUAUGCAGCUGUUUCAGUAGGAUUGCAGACAAAUGAUAUCAUAGAGUAUCUCGAGAGGCUCAGCAAAAGUGCGCUACCACGAGGAAUAAUAGAGUUUAUCAAGAUGUGCACGCUGAGCUACGGAAAGGUGAAGCUUGUCUUGAAACACAACCGUUACUUUGUUGAGUCUCGUCAUUCCGACGUUAUCCAAAAGCUUCUGAAGGAUAAAGUUAUCCAGUCGUGUAUUUUGGAGGAAGAAAAACCGGUUGAGGAAACACAGACGCAGAUAGAAAAAAUCAACUUUCCACAAGAACAAACUAAGGAGGAAGAGAAGAAACCUGAUGCAGAAAAUGUUCCUGAAGAUAUCGGAGAAUUGUACGGAAAAAUGGAUGGAGAUGACGAAGAAGAUGCAGAGAUCCGAAGUUUGCAAUUGCUUACCUUCGAGAUCAAACAGGAGACCAUUGAGACCGUGCAAAAGCGCUGUAUCGAAUUGGAGUACCCACUUCUGGCAGAAUACGAUUUCCGAAAUGACACUAUGAAUCCUAACCUUGGUAUUGACUUGAAACCCUCGACGACGCUCCGUCCAUAUCAGGAGAAAAGCCUCAGAAAAAUGUUUGGAAACAGCCGAGCCAGAUCUGGGGUCAUUGUUUUGCCAUGCGGUGCAGGAAAGACGCUAGUUGGGGUAACUGCGGUCACAACUGUUAACAAGAGAUGUCUCUGUUUGGCCAACUCUAAUGUGUCUGUGGAGCAGUGGAGAGCUCAGUUCAAGUUAUGGUCAACUAUCACCGAUAAGCAAAUAGUACGGUUCACUCGUGAAGCGAAGGAUACAGUACCACAUGGGGCAGAUGCUAGCAAGCCUGUUGUUUGCAUAAGCACUUACUCAAUGGUGGCUUAUGCUGGCAAACGCACUUAUGCAGCCGAAGAGGCAAUGAAGUUUAUCGAGAGCCAGGAAUGGGGCCUGCUGUUAUUGGAUGAAGUGCACACGAUCCCGGCCAAGAUGUUCCGACGAGUGCUCACUAUCGUACAAGCACAUUGUAAGCUAGGGCUCACUGCUACUCUUGUGCGGGAGGAUGACAAGAUUACUGAUCUCAACUUCUUAAUCGGCCCGAAGAUCUAUGAGGCCAAUUGGAUGGAACUGCAAAAGGCUGGCCAUAUUGCAAAGGUGCAAUGUGCUGAAGUUUGGUGCCCCAUGACUUCCGAGUUUUACGCAUAUUAUUUGAGGGCUCAGAUUGCUCGACGAUUAUUGCUUGCUGUCAUGAAUCCUAACAAAUUCCGAAUUUGUCAGUUUCUUAUUAAAUUCCACGAGCGGAGGAAUGACAAGAUCAUCGUCUUCUCUGACAAUGUCUUUGCCCUGAAAAAGUACGCGAUCGAGAUGAACAAGCCAUUCCUUUACGGCGAGACAAGUCAAAAUGAACGUAUGAAAAUCUUGCAAAACUUCCAGUACAAUCCGCGUGUGAAUACAAUUUUUGUAUCCAAGGUUGCUGAUACGUCAUUUGACUUGCCAGAAGCUAACGUUCUCAUACAAGUGUCUGCACACGGUGGAUCUAGACGACAAGAAGCCCAACGGUUAGGUCGUAUCCUUCGUGCCAAGAAGCAUUCCACAGAUCAAUUCAACGCGUUUUUCUACUCGCUUGUCUCCCAAGAUACUGUAGAAAUGGGUUACUCAAGAAAAAGGCAGAGGUUUUUGGUGAAUCAAGGUUAUGCUUACAAGGUAGUCAAUCGUCUGCCUGGUAUGGAAAAAGAAGACCUCAAAUUCGGAAAUAAAGAAUCCCAGCUGCAGUUAUUACAGCAAGUGUUGGCUGCAUCAGAUGCUGAUGCUGAGGAAGAAGAUGUCAAGGAGGAAAUGGCUGACGGAACGAUUAGGGUCAGUCGAAGAGAGGCAACUAUGGCAUCUGUUUCGGGCGGUUCUAGCGUUUCCUAUGCCAACAAAUCAAAGCAAUCUCUCGCCGAUCGUCAUCCACUCUUCAAGAGGUUCCGCGAGAAAUAGAAAGCAUAUCACCCACAACCCGGCGUAUUGUGCACCUGCAUGAGAUAAAUAUCUGUAUAGAAAUGUACAAUGUUUGAAUAUUACAUUAAUAAAGAGAAGCUGUUG